Oreochromis niloticus (Nile tilapia) is the source of this 2856-nucleotide messenger RNA. Its product is annotated as NLR family CARD domain-containing protein 3-like. Bases 193 to 2718 code for a protein of 841 amino acids. The transcript has 7 exons. NCBI's taxonomy places the organism in Eukaryota, Metazoa, Chordata, Actinopteri, Cichliformes, Cichlidae. The record is from RefSeq and is a predicted model, not a curated record. Gene Ontology annotation, biological process: regulation of apoptotic process. Gene Ontology annotation, molecular function: protein binding.
UCAGAGGACUCGGAGGACUCGGAGGACUGCGGUCGCCCUCAGCAGUCUUCAGGAAACCAGGUCUCGGUGUCACUGCGGCGUUCAGCUGAGAUCAGCACUUCAUCUUCAUCCUCAUCAGAGCAUUCAGCAGUUCUACUGACAUCCACCUCUGCAUUAGAGUUCACACUGGACCAUCCUCAGGUUUAUGUUGUAAUGAUGGAUGGACCUGUAGAGGAGAAGAAGAUGGGAUCAGCAGAGGAGAAACUUGGGAAAAUGCGGACAGAGUUUGUGUCGAGGGUGUCAAAAGAAAUCCUCAUACAGCUCCUCGAGGCCCUGGUUGCAGAAGGUGUGUUUGAUGAUUUGGAGAAAGAGAGCAUAAUGGGGGAGAACCGUGUUAGAGCAGAUAAGGCACGCUGUAUCAUUGACGCAGUGAAGAAGAAAGGAGACAAAGCCAGCGGCAUAAUGAUCAGACAUCUUCAGACCAGAGAUCCAACUCUCUCCUCUCAGCUGGGUUUAUGCUCUGGUUCAUCAGCUAAGCACGUGGCUCUUCAGAAGUGUCAGAUUAACUUCAAGUCAAAAUUAAAGAAGAAGUUCCAGUGUGUGUUUGAGGGGAUCGCUAAAGUAGGAAACCCAACCCUUCUGAAUCAGAUCUACACAGAGCUCUACAUCACAGAGGGAGGGACUGCAGAGGUCAAUGAUGAACAUGAGGUCAGACAGAUUGAAACAGCAUCCAGGAAACCAGACAGACCAGAAACAACAAUCAGACAAGAAGACAUCUUUAAAGCCUCACCUGGAAGAGAUGAACCAAUUGGAACAGUGUUGACAAAGGGAGUGGCUGGCAUUGGGAAAACAGUCUUAACACAGAAAUACACCCUCGACUGGGCUGAAGACAAAGCCAACCAGGACAUCCAGUUCAUAUUUCCAUUUACUUUCAGAGAGCUAAAUGUGCUGAAAGAGGAAAAGUUCAGCUUGGUGGAACUUGUUCAUCACUUCUUUACUGAAACCAAAGACGCAGGAAUCUGCAGCUUUGAAGACUUCCAGGUUGUGUUCAUCUUUGAUGGUCUGGAUGAGUGUCGACUUCCUCUGGACUUCCACAAAACAAAAAUCCUAACUGACCCUAGAAACUCCACCUCAGUGGAUGUGCUGCUGAUAAACCUCAUCAGGGGGAAACUGCUUCCCUCUGCUCACCUCUGGAUAACCACACGGCCUGCAGCAGCCAGUCAGAUCCCUCCUGACUGUGUUGGCAUGGUGACAGAGGUUAGAGGGUUCACUGACCCACAGAAGGAGGAGUACUUCAGGAAGAGAUUCAGAGAUAAGGAGCAGGCCAGCAGGAUCAUCUCCCACAUCAAGACAUCACGAAGCCUCCACAUCAUGUGCCACAUCCCAGUCUUCUGCUGGAUCACUGCUACAGUUCUGGAGGAUGUGCUGGAAACCAGAGAGGGAGGACAGCUGCCCAAGACUCUGACUGAGAUGUACAUCCACUUCCUGGUUGUUCAGGCCAAAGUGAAGAAGGUCAAGUAUGAUGGAGGAGCUGAGACAGAUCAACACUGGAGUCCAGAGAACAAGAAGAUGAUUGAGUCUCUGGCAAAACUGGCUUUUGAUCAGCUGCAGAAAGGAAACCUGAUCUUCUAUGAAUCAGACCUGACAGAGUGUGGCAUUGAUAUCAGAGCAGCCUCAGUGUACUCAGGAGUGUUCACACAGGUCUUUAAAGAGGAGAGAGGACUGUACCAGGACAAGGUGUUCUGCUUCAUCCAUCUGAGUGUUCAGGAGUUUCUGGCUGCUCUUCAUGUCCAUCUGACCUUCAUCAAUUCUGGACUUAAUCUGCUGGAAGAAACAACCUCCUGGUGGUUUAAAUUAUUUAACACACCAAAACUUCAAUCUCUCCACCAGACUGCUGUGAACAAGGCCUUACAGAGUCCAAAUGGACACCUGGACUUGUUCCUCCGCUUCCUCCUGGGUCUUUCACUGCAGACCAGUCACACUGUCUUACGAGGCCUGUUGACGCAGACAGGAGGGAGCUCACAGGCCAAUCAGGAAACACUCCAGUACAUCAAGGAGAAGCUCAGUGAGAAUCUGUCUGCAGAGAAAAGCAUUAAUCUGUUCCACUGUCUGAAUGAACUGAAUGAUCGUUCUUUAGUGGAGGAGAUCCAACAGUCCCUGAGAUCAGGAAGUCUCUCCACAGAUAAACUUUCUCCUGCUCAGUGGUCAGCUCUGGCCUUCAUCUUACUGUCAUCAGAAAAAGAUCUGGAUAUGUUUGACCUGAAGAAAUACUCUGCUUCAGAGGAGGCUCUUGUGAGGCUGCUGCCAGUGGUCAAAUCCUCCAACAAAGCUCUCCUGAACAGGUGUAAUGUCUCUGAGAGAAGCUGUGAAGCUCUGUCCAUGGUUCUCAGCUCCCACUCCUGUAGUCUGAGAGAGCUGGACCUGAGCAACAAUGACCUGCAGGAUUCAGGCAUGAAGCUUCUUUCUGCUGGACUGCAAACGCCACAGUGUAUGCUGGAAAUUCUCAGUGUGCCUGGUUGUAUGAUAACAGAAGAAGGCUGUACCUCUCUGGUCUCAGCUCUGAACUCCAACCCCUCCCAUUUGAGAGUGUUAGACCUGAGCUACAAUCAUCCAGGCCAUUCUGGAAUACAGCUGCUCUCGGCUGGUCUGAAGGAUUCACAAUGGAGACUGGACACUCUCAGAUUCCUGUCAACUCACAAUCGACACAAACACAGUACACAAAAACCUCCAACUGUCUGACAACAACAGGAAGGUGACACGUGUGAAGGAGGUUCAGCCAUAUCCUGAUCAUCCAGACAGAUUUGGUUAUCGUCUACAGCUGCUGUGUAGUGAUGGUCUGACUGGUCGCUGUUACUGGGAGAUCGAGUGGAGAGGAGA